CGCUGAGGGCCGAGCGCUGAGGGCAGAGCGCUGAGGGCAGGGCGCUGAGGGCAGGGCUGUGGCCAGACCCAGCCUCACCUUCCUGCGGGCACCGCAGCCCUCACCAGCCCGCCCUCACAAAGGCAGCACGGGCUCCACGAGAAGGCAGAAAUGAACCUGGAUGCUUUGUUCCAGCAAAUACAGUUCACAGAGAAGCAGGCGAGGGAGAAGAGGCACUUCAUCCAGCAAGCUAAAUGUGACAUAAACAGAAGCUAUGAAAAAAUUAACCAAAUAAAGGAAGAGCUGAGCGCUGCAAAAGUUAACUUAGAAACUAAGGUUCAGCAGCUGUCUGAAAAGCAGUUCUACUUAGAAAUUCUGAAGAAACGUGAAGAUAGCUUAGAAAAACAGAAAGCUGAACUUAUUAAUCAAAAAAGCAGUCUUCUUAAAAUCUUGACAGAUGCAAAGAGAAAAAUUGCUGAAGAGGAAGAUAAUUUUACCAGAGAAGUAACAGAGUUUAACAAUGAAUAUGGACUAACAAGAAAUAGAGAUCUUAUGAUUAAAAAAAAAGUCAAGACUGAAAUAAAGGAUUUAGAGAAUGAGGCAGCGCUGCUGAAAAAUGAAAUGGAGUCAAUGGAACACAAAAAUGUUCAGUUAAAUGCACUCCAGCUGCAGAAGAAUGAGUUAAAGCAGGAUUUAUUUACUCUCCAAAGUGAACUCAAAGACCUUGAGAAAGUAAUCAGGGAGGCUGAAAGAAUGACGAAAGAUUUAGAAGCAGAAAAAGUCCAAGUAACUGAAAAACCUCAGACUGAUCCUGAAUGUUUAAGACUUAAGAAAGAAUUGGAAAAAUGCAAAGAUGAUAGUUGGGAAAGUGUCUGUGAGACUCUUCAAACAGAAAUUGAAAUUCUGCAAAUGAAUUUGUCACAAAAGAAGUCUUCAGGCAAGUGAAUAAUAUGUGACAUGUGAUAUGGAGUGUCACAGAAGCAAGUCUGAGUAUUUUGAAACUAUUUUAUUCAGGGUCUAUCAGAUUUGCAUCUAUUUUUUGUUUGUUUGAUUCACAGUUUGUA
Molecule: messenger RNA, 1043 nt
Organism: Lepidothrix coronata (blue-crowned manakin)
Lineage: Eukaryota; Metazoa; Chordata; Aves; Passeriformes; Pipridae
Gene: CCDC172
Product: coiled-coil domain containing 172
Exons: 8
Coding region: 151-924 (257 amino acids)
Cellular component (GO): cytoplasm
Source: RefSeq, a predicted model, not a curated record